Penicillium longicatenatum is the source of this 1044-nucleotide messenger RNA. RefSeq names its product RNA polymerase II mediator complex subunit MED27 domain-containing protein. The coding region runs from base 1 to 1044 and encodes 347 amino acids. Gene Ontology annotation, cellular component: mediator complex. The record is from RefSeq and is a predicted model, not a curated record. NCBI's taxonomy places the organism in Eukaryota, Fungi, Ascomycota, Eurotiomycetes, Eurotiales, Aspergillaceae. The transcript has 3 exons.
AUGUCUACCGCACCAACAUCUGCUCCUGCGGGAAAUUCAGCCGCUACUUCUCUCCCUAUGAAGAUUGAAAGACAAGCCGCCGGGAUGCAAGGCACAAUAUCAUCUGGCAAUAGUAACGCCAAACCUGUCAACUGGGAGUCUGAGAUCCAACUCGUGUCGUCACUAGCAAAGCUCCAAGAGCUCGAACGCAAGAUCCAUGAAAUCCGACAGUUCGUCCCAGCUGGACUUUUAGAACCAAUAGUCCCAAUAUCAAGUUCAAACACAGUCUCGGCCAACAAUCCCGCCGCUGAGACACCGGCAGCUCUGCGCAAUGAUCUUGAACAUGCAGCUCAUGCUCGACUUGCCAGCCUUGAACAGUUCCAGUCCAUGUGGCGCGGUCCGGAGAUGAAGCCUGUUUGGGCUCACGUUGAGGCGCGUUUGAGAGAGGCUAAUGGUCAAAUUCUCCAACCCACCAGCAUGUGGGAGAAGGAUUACGAUGUUCUCCUUGCUGAGCUGACCAAAGCUGAGAAGACCAAGGAAGACGAGCGGUUACGGGAAGAAGAAGACGCCGAGCGAACAAAGGCUUUAUCAUCGGAAGGAGAAUGGACUGCCGUCAUUGAAAGAUUUGAGCAGCGGAAUGUUCCUGGUGUUCGUGUCAUCAAGGGACAGAAUCAGACUUCGCUGGCUAUAGCGCUUUCAAGAGCCGGAAUGGUCUUCCUGGUUGCGGGUGUGCAGGACCACAAUUCACCCGCUGUGUCUGGGUGGCAGGUAUCGAGCAGAGUAGCACCAGGUCGAACUACGACAAAGCUAGAGCAAGCCGUUCUUGAGUGCUUGAACUCCCGACCGCGCAAGUGGGACCUUGCUUUCUUACUGGACAUGAUCGCUUCAUAUGCAGAUAUCAAGCAAACACCUUGUAUAAAGUGUGGCCAGCUCACCAACAACGCGGCUCAACUCCCAACAAUCCGUUGCGCUCAAUCCCCUCCACCCCCAACAGACGACAAAUCUCGUCUCUUCACCUUCGACGCCUUUCAUCCGAGCUGCGCUCAAGCAGGUAUCUCUAAUUGA